AUGAUGAUCCGCGCCGGACGCGACAACCGCGACAUCAUGCAGUGCGUGCAGUGUUCGCUGAACACGGUGAAGGCGAUCCGGAGUGAGCUGGGAGAAAACAGCGACGACGACGAAGCGGUGGCAGCACGAAAACCACAUUCUCAGCGGCGGGAUUGCGUGCGGACCGGCGCUUUCCUGGCUGACCUCCAGGCGCGCGUGAAGGAAAAUCCGGGGAUCGGAAUUCGGCCGUUGGCACGUCAGAUGGGGGUGGCACCAUCCACAAUGAAAUUGGCCCUGAAUGACGCAGCCCCGAAACAGAAGGCCACCAAGCCAGCCAAGGCAGCGGCAGCUGCCAAGCCGAAGGCACCGAAGCCAAAGAAGGCCGCAGCUCCGGCCAAGAAGGCGGCCGCUCCGAAGAAGGCCGCUGCGCCAAAGAAAGUCGCAGCCCCCAAGAAGGCAGCAGCCAAGAAGUAA
Anopheles merus is the source of this 453-nucleotide messenger RNA. Its product is annotated as histone H1-II-like. The record is from RefSeq and is a predicted model, not a curated record. Lineage: Eukaryota; Metazoa; Arthropoda; Insecta; Diptera; Culicidae. The transcript has a single exon. The coding region runs from base 1 to 453 and encodes 150 amino acids.